Messenger RNA from Penicillium waksmanii, 885 nucleotides. RefSeq names its product HPP family protein. The transcript is spliced from 2 exons. The coding region runs from base 1 to 885 and encodes 294 amino acids. Lineage: Eukaryota; Fungi; Ascomycota; Eurotiomycetes; Eurotiales; Aspergillaceae. The record is from RefSeq and is a predicted model, not a curated record.
AUGCCUGAAUCAUUCCAGCAGAGAAAGGGCUCCUCUUCCAAUGCCAUCUCCGACAUCUCAUCCUGGAACUUUGACAUCGAUCGGUUCUUGAACCCACUCAUCCCAGUGCCAAGAUGGAAUCUCAUUCCACAGCCCAUCGCUCACUUCCUGGGGUAUCGAAGUCGAGCCCCGAAGCCACUUGGCAAUGUUAUGGUUGCUUUCUGGUCCAUGGUGGGAGCCUUUGUUGGCGUGGCCUUGGUGGCCAGUGUCUCCAAGAGAGUACCUUCGUUUGAGGAUCGAAAUGCACCAGCCAUCAUCGGAAGUUUUGGUGCCGCCGCCGUGAUCGAAUUCUGCGUCGUUGAGUCUCCGCUCGCACAGCCACGAAAUGCAUUCUUCAGCCAGCUCAUCGCCUGUGUCGUCGGAGUCGGAAUCUCAAAGCUCUUUGCCCUCAAUCCGAAUGCUGAACACUACAUCGAGCUCGGCGGCGCGUUGGCCUGCGGUGUGACUACCGCUCUCAUGGUGCUGACGGGUACGGUGCACCCGCCAGCAGGCGCAACGGCACUCCUGGCCGUGACGAAUGAGCAGACGGUGGGAUUGGGGUGGUUCCUGUUCCCGGUGAUGAUCCUGGGGAUCACCCUGAUGCAGUCUGCUGCCUUGGUGGUCAACAAUAUCCAGCGACGAUAUCCGAUGUAUUGGUGGACCUCACAACCUCUUUCCCGAGCCUGGGAUGCAGAUGUUGAAUCGGAUCGGGAGAAGAGAACCCAAACCGGUAGUCAGUAUGAGGAGAGCCUGACGGAUCUUCCUCGGCGACUGGUGGUGGAGCGAGGCGACAUCUGGGUACCCAACGGGGUAUUUGUGUCUGCUGAGGAGAGGCAGGUCCUGGAUCGGAUCAGUGCGAGGUUGUAA